CCAACAGCUCUUCCUCCUUCUGAGCCGAAAGUAGAUCAGAAACUUCCCAGGAGCUCCGAGAGGCGGGGAAGUGGCGGUGGGACGCGAUACCCCGCGAGGAGCCAGGCCGUGGCAGCGGGAGAAGCGGCGGUCGGAGGCGCGGCGGGGCCGGCGAGAAGCGACCCCCCGGGGGGACAGAGCCUCCCCUCGCCGCCUUUGUAGUUGAGAAGGUGGAGAAGUGGCAGCCGGCGUGCUCGCAGGGAAGCGGGGCCGGCGCGGCGGCCGAGGGUCCGGGUGAGCCCGCGGGCGGACACGAGAUGCCGCUGCUACACCGAAAGCCGUUUGUGAGACAGAAGCCGCCCGCGGACUUGCGGCCCGACGAGGAAGUUUUCUACUGUAAAGUCACCAACGAGAUCUUCCGCCACUACGAUGACUUUUUUGAACGAACCAUUCUGUGCAACAGUCUGGUGUGGAGUUGUGCUGUGACGGGUAGACCUGGACUGACCUAUCAGGAAGCACUUGAGUCAGAAAAAAAAGCAAGACAGAAUCUUCAGAGUUUUCCAGAACCACUAAUUAUUCCAGUUUUAUACUUGACCAACCUUACCCAUCGUUCACGCUUACAUGAAAUUUGUGAUGAUAUUUUUGCGUAUGUCAAGGAUCGAUAUUUUGUUGAAGAAACUGUGGAAGUCAUUAGGAACAAUGGUGCAAGGUUACAGUGUAGGAUUUUGGAAGUCCUCCCUCCAUCACACCAAAAUGGUUUUGCUAAUGGACAUGUCAGCAAUAUAGAUGGAGAAACUAUUAUCAUCAGUGAUAGUGAUGAUUCAGAAACACAAAACAGUUCUUUUCAAAAUGGGAAGAAGAAAGAUACAAUCGAUCCCUUAUUAUUCAAGUACAAGGUGCAACCCACUAAAAAAGAAUUGUAUGAGUGUGCUAUUGUUAAAGCAACACAAAUCAGCCGGAGAAAACACCUAUUUUCUCGUGAUAAACUAAAGCUUUUUCUGAAGCAACACUGUGAACCACAAGAUGGAGUCAUUAAAAUUAAGGCAUCAUCUCUUUCAACAUAUAAAAUAGCAGAACAAGAUUUUUCUUAUUUUUUCCCUGAUGAUCCACCCACAUUUAUCUUCAGUCUGGCUAACAGAAGAAGAGGGAGACCUCCCAAACGAGUAUCUGUUAGUCAGGAGGACAGCAUUGCUAAUAAACAGACUGUUGCAGGUUAUAGGAACAGAGCUACUAAAGAAAGAGACAAACUUUUGAAACAAGAAAUGAAGUCACUGGCUUUUGAAAAGGCUAAAUUAAAAAGAGAAAAAGCAGAUGCCCUAGAGGCAAAGAAAAAAGAAAAGGAAGAUAAAGAGAAAAAGAAGGAAGAAUUGAAGAAAAUUGUUGAAGAAGAGAGACUGAAGAAGAAAGAAGAAAAAGAGAGGCUUAAAAUAGAAAGAGAAAAGGAAAGAGAGAAAUUGCGUGAAGAAAAGAAAAAGUAUAUGGAAUACUUAAAACAGUGGAGUAAACCUAGAGAAGAUAUGGAAUGUGAUGAUCUUAAGGAACUUCCAGAACCAACUCCAGUGAAAACUAGACUACCUCCUGAAAUCUUUGGUGAUGCUCUGAUGGUUUUGGAGUUCCUUAAUGCAUUUGGGGAGCUUUUUGACCUUCAAGAUGAGUUUCCUGAGGGAGUUACUCUAGAAGUGUUAGAGGAAGCUCUUGUAGGAAAUGACAGUGAAGGCCCACUAUGUGAAUUGCUUUUUUUCUUCCUGACUGCCAUCUUCCAGGCGAUAGCUGAAGAAGAAGAGGAAGUAGCCAAAGAGCAAAUAACUGAUGCUGACACCAAAGAUUUAACGGAGGCUUUGGAUGAAGAUGCAGACCCCACAAAAUCUGCACUGUCUGCAGUUGCAUCUUUGGCAGCUGCAUGGCCGCAGUUGCACCAGGGCUGCAGUUUGAAAAGCUUGGAUCUUGAUAGCUGCACACUUUCUGAAAUCCUCAGACUACACAUCUUAGCUUCAGGUGCUGAUGUAACAUCAGCAAAUGCAAAGUACAGGUAUCAGAAACGAGGAGGAUUUGAUGCUACAGAUGAUGCCUGUAUGGAGCUUCGUUUGAGCAACCCCAGUCUAGUGAAGAAACUGUCAAGCACUUCAGUGUAUGAUUUGACGCCAGGAGAAAAAAUGAAGAUACUUCAUGCUCUCUGUGGGAAACUACUGACCCUAGUUUCUACUAGGGAUUUCAUUGAAGAUUAUGUUGACAUAUUACGACAGGCAAAGCAGGAGUUUCGGGAGUUAAAAGCAGAACAACAUCGAAAAGAGAGGGAAGAAGCAGCUGCUAGAAUUCGUAAAAGGAAAGAAGAAAAACUUAAGGAGCAAGAACAAAAAAUGAAGGAGAAACAAGAAAAACUAAAGGAAGAUGAGCAAAGAAAUUCAGUUGCAGAUAUAUCUAUUGGGGAAGAAGAAAGGGAAGAUUUUGAUACUAGCACUGAGAGCAAAGAAAUAGAGCAAAAGGAACAAGAUCAAGACACAGUUACUGAGGAUGAAGAUGACCCAGGAUCCCAUAAAAGAAGCAGAAGGGGGAAAAGGGGACAAAAUGGAUUUAAAGAAUGUACAAGGCAAGAAGAGGUCAACUGUGUAACAAGAGAGCCUCUUACUGCUGAUGAGGAAGAAGCUUUAAAACAGGAACACCAACGAAAAGAGAAAGAGCUCUUAGAAAAAAUCCAAAGUGCCAUAGCAUGUACCAAUAUCUUUCCCUUGGGCCGCGACCGCAUGUAUAGGCGGUAUUGGAUUUUCCCUUCUAUUCCUGGAUUGUUUAUUGAAGAGGAUUAUUCUGGUCUCACUGAAGACAUGCUGUUGCCUAGACCUUCAUCAUUUCAGGAUAAUGUACAGCCUCAAGAUCCUCAGGUAUCCACUAAAACUGGAGAUUCUUUGAUGUCUGAAUCUACCUCCAGCAUUGACCAAGGUCCGUGUGAUGAUUCUGUGCAGCUGCCAAAACCAGUGCAUAAGCCAAAUCGGUGGUGCUUUUACAGUUCGUGUGAACAGCUGGACCAGCUUAUUGAAGCUCUUAAUUCUAGAGGACAUAGAGAAAGUGCCUUAAAAGAAACUUUGUUGCAAGAGAAACGCAGAAUAUGUGCACAGCUAGCCCGUUUUUCUGAAGAGAAAUUUCAUUUUUCAGACAAACCUCAAACUGAUAGCAAACCUACAUGUAGUCGGGGAAGAUCUUCCAAUGCAUACGAUCCAUCUCAGAUGUCUGCAGAAAGGCAGCUUGAGUUGAGGCUGAGAGAUUUUCUUUUGGAUAUUGAAGACAGAAUUUACCAAGGAACAUUAGGAGCAAUCAAGGUUACAGACCGAAGCGUCUGGAGAUCAGCAUUAGAAAGUGGACGGUAUGAGCUGUUAAAUGAGGAAAACAAGGAAAAUGGUAUAAUUAAAACUGUGAAUGAAGAUGUAGAGGAGAUGGAAAUUGAUGAACAAGCAAAGGUCAUAGUAAAAGACAGCUUACGAGAACUCCUAGAGAUUGAGGGAAACUAUUUCUUACACAGUACUCUCUACUUAUUCAAGUUUGCUUCAGAGAAAGAAUUCUUAGCCCAGCCUUAUCAAUCAUAUUCUGAGAUACUGGGAGGAGAAAGAAUACUACUUUUGGGCAUAAAAACAGAAUCUCCAAGUACUGUCUCAACUAAUGCAAGUACACCGCAGUCAGUGAGCAACGUGGUUCAUUAUCUUGCAAUGGCACUCUUUCAAAUAGAGCAGGGCAUUGAGCGGCGUUUUCUCAAAGCUCCACUUGAUGCCAGUGACAGUGGGCGUUCUUAUAAAACAGUCCUGGACCGUUGGAGAGAGUCUCUCCUUUCUUCUGCCAGUCUAUCCCAAGUCUUUCUUCAUCUCUCCACCUUGGAUCGUAGUGUAAUAUGGUCUAAGUCUAUACUGAAUGCCCGUUGCAAGAUAUGCCGAAAGAAGGGUGAUGCUGAAAACAUGGUACUUUGUGAUGGCUGUGAUCGGGGUCAUCAUACCUACUGUGUUCGACCAAAGCUCAAGACUGUGCCUGAAGGAGAUUGGUUUUGUCCAGAGUGUCGGCCAAAGCAACGUUCUAGAAGACUCUCCUCUAGACAGAGACCAUCCUUAGAAAGUGAUGACGAGAUGGAAGAUAGUAUGGAAGGUGAGGAUGAUGAAGUUGAUGAUGAUGAUGAAGAGGGUCAAAGUGAGGAGGAAGAGUAUGAGGUAGAACAAGAUGAAGAUGAUUCUCAAGAAGAGGAAGACGUCAGCCCACUAAAACGAAGAAGACCACAAGUUAGAUUACCAAUUAAAACAAGAGGGAGAUUUAGCUCUUCUUUCUCAAGUCGUGGCCAACGACAAGAUCCUGGAAGAUAUACUUCAAGGAGUCAGCAGAGUACACCGAAAACAACUGUUUCUUCUAAAGCUACUGGUAGAAGCCUAAGAAAGAUAAAAUCUGCUCCUCCUACAGAAACUAAAUCUUUAAGAAUUGCCAGUCGUUCUACUCGCCAGAGUCAUGGCCCACUGCAAGCAGAUGUAUUCCUGGAACUACUAAGUCCUCGUAGAAAACGCAGAGGCAGGAAAAGUGCUAAUAAUACACCAGAAAAUAGUCCCAACUUCCCUAACUUCAGAGUCAUUGCCACAAAGUCAAGUGAUCAGUCAAGAUCUCUAAAUGUUGCUUCAAAACUUUCUCUCCAAGAUAGUGAAUCCAAGAGAAGAGGCAGGAAAAGACAAUCUACAGAAUCAUCUCCUAUGACACUUAAUCGAAGGAGUUCAGGUCGACAGGGAGGAGUUCAUGAAUUGUCCGCUUUUGAACAACUUGUUGUGGAAUUGGUACGGCAUGAUGACAGCUGGCCUUUUUUGAAACUCGUUUCUAAAAUCCAGGUCCCAGACUAUUAUGACAUCAUCAAAAAGCCCAUUGCCUUAAAUAUAAUUCGUGAAAAAGUGAACAAAUGUGAAUAUAAACUAGCAUCUGAGUUUAUCGAUGAUAUUGAGUUAAUGUUUUCGAACUGCUUUGAGUACAACCCUCGUAACACAAGUGAAGCAAAAGCUGGAACUAGGCUGCAAGCAUUUUUUCAUAUUCAGGCUCAAAAACUUGGACUCAACAUCACACCUGGGAAUGUGGAUCAAGUUAGCACACCACCAGCUGCAAAAAAGUCACGAAUCUGAUUUUGUCUUUCUAAAGGAUAUAUUUGAAGAAAACAAAUUGUUCAUGAAAAUGGAACAUUAAAUCAUGCUCUAAAGCAGACAUAUAUGUAUAAAGCAAUAACAACUGAUUGACCACAUUGAAGUGUGGCCUGCACUAUAUUCUCAACUUUAAUAUUAAGCACUCAGGAGAAUGUAGGAAAGAUUUCCUUUGCUACAGUUUUGUUCAGUAUCUAAUAAAUUUGAUAGAUGUAUUGGCUACAGUACUGGUUUACAGAGAUUUUUGUGCAUUUUGAGAUCAUUCAUGUGUCCCAGUAUCUGAAAAAAUAUUUUUUCACCUAUGAUUUAUUUUGUCAUUGACUUUUUUUUAGAAGUGUGGUAUUAAGGGAGAUUUAUCUACACAGAUAAAUCUUCCAUGAUAGCACAGUUUAGAAAAAAGUGUAUACAUCUAAGAACUGUUUAAUGAGCAGAUUCUUUCAACACUAUACAUGAAUGAAUCCAACUUUAUUCCUUGAAGUGCUGUACCAGUGCUGGCUGGAGGUAUUGAGUCUGAGUUUAUUAACUAGAUAUUUAUUUAGCAUUCAAAGUAAUUUGUGAAUUUGUUUUAUAUUUAUAAAAUUUGUACCUGGAAAAUUUUCUUUAAUUUUUUAAACAUUUUAUGGUGUUUUUGUUUUAUUUCUCUAACUUCCUUAAUGAUCUGUCAAUAAAAGGUAACACCCUCCCUUUUCCCUGGCAAUUCUUU
Physeter macrocephalus (sperm whale) is the source of this 5823-nucleotide messenger RNA. It is a transcript of the gene BAZ1A, whose product is annotated as bromodomain adjacent to zinc finger domain 1A. NCBI's taxonomy places the organism in Eukaryota, Metazoa, Chordata, Mammalia, Artiodactyla, Physeteridae. The transcript has 29 exons. Bases 297 to 5105 code for a protein of 1602 amino acids. Gene Ontology annotation, biological process: regulation of DNA-templated transcription; chromatin remodeling; positive regulation of DNA replication. Gene Ontology annotation, cellular component: nuclear chromosome; CHRAC. The record is from RefSeq and is a predicted model, not a curated record. Gene Ontology annotation, molecular function: DNA binding; protein binding.